Messenger RNA from Lizanozyma spartinae, 1002 nucleotides. It is a transcript of the gene OAC1, whose product is annotated as Oac1p. The transcript has a single exon. The coding region runs from base 1 to 1002 and encodes 333 amino acids. The record is from RefSeq and is a predicted model, not a curated record. NCBI's taxonomy places the organism in Eukaryota, Fungi, Ascomycota, Pichiomycetes, Serinales, Debaryomycetaceae.
AUGAGUAAACCUUCAGAGAAGACAAAUCAAGAAAGAGUCUCUACGCUUGGAGGGUUUAUUGCUGGAGGAGUAGCAGCAUGUGGAGCUGUUACAUUUACAAAUCCCAUUGAAUUAGUGAAAACACGAAUGCAGUUACAGGGAGAAUUAUCCAAGGUUAAACUGGCUCCUAAAUUGUAUAAGAAUCCAUUUCAGGCUGGGUAUUAUAUUUUUCAGCAUGAAGGAAUACGUGGAUUACAACAGGGGUUAUUGUGUGGAUAUAUUUAUCAGUUAGGAUUGAAUGGAUGUCGUAUUGGGUUAUAUGAACCUUCAAGAUAUUAUAUCACCAAAUAUUUGUUUCCUAAAACUUUUGUUGAAGGAGGUAAAGUACCGCAGAACUUGUUUGUUAAUGUAUUAAGUGGAGCUAUUUCUGGAUGCGCUGGAGCUAUGAUUGCCUCACCAUUCUUUUUGAUUAAGACUCGGAUGCAAUCAUAUUCAAAAGCCAUCAACUCUGAAGCUGCCCAUCAUAUUGGACAACAGACUUAUUAUAAAGGUGUAUGGGAUGGGUUACUGCAAAUUUAUAAGGCAGAAGGUAUUAAAGGAUUAUUCCGAGGUGUGGAUGCCGCAAUAUUGAGAACCGGAGCUGGAUCAGCAGCUCAAUUGCCUGUUUAUAAUGCAACAAAGACAUUUCUUUUGAAACAUAACAUUGUUAAAGAUGGUUCAUUAGGUCUACACUUUUUAUCAUCUUCAAUGGCAGGGUUAGGGGUCGCUAUAGUUAUGAAUCCUUGGGAUGUGAUAUUGACCAGAGUGUAUAAUCAAAAGGGUGAUUUGUAUAAAGGGCCUGUGGAUUGUUUCCGUAAGACUGUAUCAAGUGAAGGAUUUGGAGCUUUAUACAAGGGAUUUUGGGCUCAAUUAUUUCGGAUUGGACCUCAUUCUAUUUUAACUUUAAUGUUCAUGGAACAGUGUAUGAAAGUCAUGGUUAAAGUUGAAGGUUCCUUGUUUCCCGAGAAGAGAAUCAGUUUAUAG